UCAUUUCGGCCUUUCGACGGAAUCAGACAACCCCGCCCUCUUCACCCGGUCCCACCCUAGCACCCACCAUGGUGCUAUUAAACCGCCGUGAAUACUUCCAAGAUCCCACCAACCACAUAUGCGUCCCCUCUCCUCCAGCCCCUCGGCCCGUUUCUCUUGGCCCUCGGCCAGUUUCUCUUGGUGCCGCCAAUGAUCUCUCAUUCCCUUUCGGCAACAUUGAUGGUCUUCAUCCGGAUGACCUUCGCACAACCGCUUAUGAAAUAUUCUUUACGUCUUGCCGGUCCUCCCAAGGUUUUGGAGGUCGUACCGGCAUUACAGUUUACCCGUUUGAAAGUCGGGAUCAUAGGUCUAGCUCCCCCGGGUCACCUGGAUCACCACGUUCACCCCGUUCCCCUUGUAAUGGGGUGACAAGCCGAAUAAAGAAGACGCUCGGGUUAAAGAUGUUUAAUCGGACCCCUACUACGCGAAGGAGCUACUCUUGCGGGUCGACCCCAUUUUCUCCUAGUGGAUACAAUAAUAGUCCUAGGAGCCCGAGAGGAUCGUUCUCGACUUUACCAUCUCGUAGCACUAUAAGACGUCCAUUGACAUCCGCCGAGCUCAUGCGACAACAAAUGAAGGUGUCCGAGGAUAGCGACAACCGUAUACGAAAGACACUCAUGAGAACCCUCGUUGGCCAAAUGGGUCGUCGCGCGAAUACGAUAAUCUUGCCAUUAGAGCUCCUCCGCCACCUUAAGGCGGCAGAAUUCGACGAUGUAGACGAGUAUCGAGCGUGGCAGAAACGCCAACUCAAGACCCUCGAAGCCGGACUCCUAAACCACCCUUCCAUUCCCUUAGAGAAAGCCAACACUUUCGCAAAGUGCCUUCGGGACAUCAUUAAUAGAAGCGAUGUCAAGCCAAUCGACACGACCAAGAACUCGGAAACCAUGAAAACAAUAUGCAACUGUGUGGUUUCUUUAUCGUGGAGAAGCCCGAAUGGAGCCCCGACCGAUGUUUGCCAUUGGGCCGAUGGCUACCCGCUCAACAUAAACCUCUAUCUCCUGCUCCUACGGUCCAUUUUCGACUUAAAAGAAGAAACUUGUGUUCUCGAUGAGGUUGACGAGCUUUUAGAGCUGAUGAAGAAAACAUGGCCUACGUUAGGUAUCACAAGACCGAUACACAACUUGUGUUUCACAUGGGUACUUUUCCAACAAUAUGUUAUGACCGGACAAGCGGAGAACGAUUUGCUUCGUGCCUCGCUGACAAUGCUAACCGAGGUCGCGAAUGAUGCCAAGAAAUUCGACCGAGAUCCGAUAUAUGUAAACAUGUUGUCCGCAAUGUUGAGUUCCAUGAUCAAAUGGUCGGAUAACCGCUUGCUUGAUUACCAUGAGAGUUUUAAUAGAUGGACAGUUGACCUGAUGGAGAACAUUCUCCCUCUAGCUUUCUCUGCCGCCAAGAUCUUGGAAGAAUCUGGCAUCGACAAGUACGAGGAUGUUUCCGAUCCCUCCGGGAACAAGGUUGAUCGUUAUAUUCGAUCCUCUUUAAGGAAUGCCUUUGCAAAGAUGGUUGAUAACAUUAGCACGAUACAUGGAUCGAUGAAGUUGCGAGAAGAGAGCGGAAAACUAAUCCAACUGGCUAAAGGAACCGAGGAAUUAGCGCUUCGAGAGAAGGGAAUGUUUAGCCCGGUGUUAAAAAAGUGGCACCUGUUCUCAGCCGGAGUUGCAGCCGUGACACUGCACACAUGCUAUGGAAGCUUGUUGAGACAAUUUUUAGCAGCUAACUCCAUGAUUUCAAACGAGACCGUUGUACUUCUUCAAAGGGCAGAUAAGCUCGAAAAGUUUUUGAUUAAUAUAGUGGUUGAAGACUCGAUAGAAUGUGAAGACGGAGGUAGAACCGUCGUGAGAGAGAUGGUUCCUUACGACGUUGAUUCGGUCGUGUUGAGAUAUUUGAGACAAUGGAUUCAAGAUUGCUUGAAAAGAGUCAAAGAUGUUGUUGAGACAGCCAAAGAAACAGAGACAUGGAACCCAAAGUCGAAAAGUGUGCCGUAUGCACAAUCAACUAUGGAGCUAAUGAAACAAACCAAAGAAGCUGUCGAAUCUUUCUUCGACAUCCCCAUUGGAGUUUCAGAAGAUCUGGUCCGUGAAUUCGCAGACGCGAUUGAACGUAUUCUACAAGAUUAUAUAGCAUUUGUUGCAUCAUGCGGUUCGAAAGAGAGCUAUAUUCCUACACUCCCACCUCUAACCCGAUGCGGUCAGGGCUCAAAGUUCACCAAACUAUGGCGAAUAGCUGCACCGUGCGGUUUGAACCUAAACGAAACUGGGUACGAGGAAAGCAACUACUCGAGACCGUCAACUAGCCGUGGAACGCAACGCCUCUACAUCCGACUCAACUCACUGCAAUAUAUCCUUUCCCAACUCAAUUUAAUCGACAAAAACCUCGCGUUCUCCCCUAAAAUUGUAGCAUCAUCUCCACGAUAUCGAUUCGGUGGCAACCGCAAAUCGGUGGGGGGAUCACACUUCGAUCAAACCCGAUCGACGAUUCAAUGGGCCACCAAACACGUGUCCGAAAUCGCAGCUUACAAGCUGAUAUACCUCGACUCGAACUCGGUCUUCUAUGGAAGUUUAUACACGGGAGACGUCGAAACUUCACGCAUUACGCCUGCUUUGAAGAUCAUGAAGCAUAAUUUGACUCUGUUAACCGCGAUCGUGACAGAACGAGCUCAGCCGUUAGCAAUGAAAGAGUUGAUGAAGGCUACAUUCGAUGUAUACCUCAGAAUUCUACUAGCAGGAGGAACCUCGAGGGAUUUUACAAGAUACGAUCAUAGAUUAAUCGAAGAGGACUUGAUGAAUUUGAAGAAGCUGUUUUCGACGUGCGGAGAAGGGUUUAUCGUGGAGGAUGUGGUAGACCGCGAGGCGGAGGCGUUGGAAGGAGUGGUGGCGUUGAUGGGGAAGCCAACGGAGCAACUGGUGGAUGAGUUUCGCGCCUUGGUUUGUGACGGGAACGGCGUCGGAUUGAUGGGGGGCUUAAGACGAAAGCUUCCGAUGCCGCCAACGACUGGAAAAUGGAGCAGCACGGAUCCCAACACGAUCUUGAGGGUCUUGUGCCAUAGAAACGAAGGUGCGGCAAAUUUGUUCCUGAAGAAAAAUUUUCAACUACCAAAAAGGAAGUAAAUGGCUAAAAUUGAGGUGGGAUUUCAUUAGAGGGCUUUUAUAAUGAUCUAUGAUGCUUGUGGUGUGAAGGGGGUUAUUCAUUUGUUCUUGAGCUAAUAUUCAAUCAAAAAAGUUCUUGCUAAUAAACGAUUUUAGCAAGAAGCGGUGCGGUUCUGGUGAUCACAGUUUGGCUCGGUCGGUUUCGACGAAAAUUCUGAGACAAACUGCCGGGACUAUAGUUUCAAAAAAAGGUAGACCAGACUUGUUGGGUUGGUUGGGUCGGCUGGACCGGCCAAGCCAGCCAAAAUGUACAGUUUGAUAGUUUGAGCCGCUGUAAAAAGAAGUUAGAUAGGUCAUUUGUACAAAAAAAAAAUUAUAAAAAAAUGGUUCUUAUAUAUUAUAUGCGUGCAUAACUUCAUAUUCCGAAAACGAAAAAAAAUAGUAAUAAAUAAUAAAGGUAAAUGGCAGGUUCAGUUUGCAUGGCCGGUUCCAAGUUCUGAUCCGUGAACCGAUUUGUUAAAAUCAGUUUUUUUUUUUUCAAAACCGCGAAUCAAAAUGCAUAAUUCUCAAACCAGCCAAACCGACCAGCCAAACCGGCUGAUUUGCUUUGGUUUAGACAAUUAUGGUGGUUUCGACGAUUUAUGUAGACCCCGGGUUCUCUUUUUGGUUUUGACUACCGGACCAAACUAAACCAAGAACCGAUUUCUCAAAACCAAAACUGCGAACCAAGACAAGAACCGGUUUAAAUCUCCUACGUCUUCAACAAUCUUUUAAAAUCCCGAAACAUAUGGA
This is a messenger RNA of Helianthus annuus (common sunflower), 3917 nucleotides long. RefSeq names its product protein unc-13 homolog. The transcript is spliced from 6 exons. Lineage: Eukaryota; Viridiplantae; Streptophyta; Magnoliopsida; Asterales; Asteraceae. The record is from RefSeq and is a predicted model, not a curated record. The coding region runs from base 69 to 3146 and encodes 1025 amino acids.